UGUUCAGUCAUCAACAGCAUUCGUGACUGGCAACGUCGCUUCGUUCGUCCCGUCGCCGAAAGAAAUCGAGAAUUUCAGAAGAUAUUUUUUGGAUUCUACUUCUGCCCCAUCAAGCGGAGCUUCUUCUUCUUCGCCGCGGCGCGGGUGUGUGUGCGUGUGUGCCCCCUUCUCUCUCUGGUCACUCUGUCUGGUGUGCGUGUGUGUGUGUGCAGAAGAAUCCCCAUACCCCAUACCACCCCACCCCCACAACAACAACAACAGCAACAACAACGAUAACAACAACAACAAAACAACAAUAACAACCGCAACAACAAAACAAAAUGUUACAACAAAUUAUUAAGUAAAUCAAAGAAUGCAUCUCGCUUGCCAAGAAGAAGAAACGUAAAGAUCAUAAACAAAAAUCACACACAACCAAAAAACAACAACAAAACAAGAAGGACUAAACGAACGAGAAACUGUUUUAUUAUUUUUUUCAAGUGUAUUUUUUGUUCGCCAAAAAAUAUGUGCGCGUGUAUGAGUGUCGAGUGUGAACAACAACAACAACAACAGCAACAACAACAACCGCAACAAGAGCAACAACAACGACAGCAAACAUGUGCAAAAUAAGCCAAAGCAAAAAGCAACAACAUAAUAAUAAUAAUAAUAUAAUAUGGCUUGAAAAUAUCACACAUACAACAACCACAACAAAAACAAAAAACAAAACAACGACAGGCAACAAAAACCAAAACAACUAGAAACCCUCACCAUUCAACAACUACAACUACAACAAUUCCCCCACACAACAACAAAAUAAAAAAAACCCCAAACCCCCCAAAAAAUUAAAAAAAUCAAAAUAUAAAAUAUUCAUUUUUCGGAACUAAAGUGGAAGAGAUGAAAAGAAACAUACCCAUAAUAAUAAUAAUAAUAAUAACAUAACACACAUAAAUUGGCUUAUUUAUGAAUUUUUUUGGGCACGUAACAGAAACAUAAUACUUAAGGUGUAAAUGUGAUGACUAAAAAACAAAACAACAAACAAAAACCAAUAUAUUUAAUAAGCGACUAACAAAUAUAUCGAAACGAAAAAAAGGAGAAGAACAAAUAAUGCCAGGCCUUAUUAGCCCCAAAUUGGUAGAACCAAAACACUGAGAGAAAACCCAAAACGGCGAACAAACUGAGAAUUAUUGAAUUAACCCAAGAAAGCCCACGAAUGCAGCCAACAUUGCCACAAGCCGCUGGGACAGCCGAUAUGGAUCUGACGGCUGUUCAAUCAAUCAACGAUUGGUUUUUCAAAAAGGAGCAAAUUUAUUUAUUGGCACAAUUUUGGCAACAGCGCGCUACCCUGGCCGAGAAGGAAGUGAACACACUCAAAGAGCAGCUAUCCACCGGCAAUCCCGAGAGCAACGCCAACAGCGACAACAGCGACACAGCAGCAGCAGCGGCAGCAAUUGUUGCAGGUGCAACAGCAACACACGACAGCGAGGAGGAGCAGCAGCAUCAGCAGCAGCAGCAGCAGCAGCAGGUGGAAAGCGACAGCGACAAGCUGCUGAACAGCUCCAUUGUUGCAGCGGCCAUAACGCUGCAGCAGCAGAACGGCAGCAAUCUGCUGGCGAAUACAAACACACCGUCGCCCUCGCCGCCGUUGCUCAGCGCCGAGCAGCAGCAGCAGCAGUUGCAGAGCGGUUUGCAACAGAGCGGCGGUGUCGGCGGUGUCGGUGGUGUCGGCGCCUGCCUCAAUCCGAAGCUCUUCUUCAACCACGCCCAGCAGAUGAUGAUGAUGGAGGCGGCAGCGGCGGCAGCAGCGGCGGCAUUGCAACAACAGCAGCAACAGCAAUCGCCGUUGCAUUCGCCGGCGACUGAAGUUGCAACAAGCGCAGAGCAGCCAGAAGUUGCUGUUGCAGCAGCAGCAGCAGCAGCAGCGGCAGCAGCAGCAUCUCCGGUUGCAACUAGCAACAAAAAGAGCGGCAGCAACAGUAGCAACAUCAAUCACACCGGCAACAAUAGUAGUCACCAGGACGAGGAGGAACUGGACGAAGAGGAGGAGGACGACGAGGAGGAGGAUGAGGACGAGGACGAUGAGGAGGAGAAUGCCUCGGUGCAGUCGAAUGCUGAUGAUAUGGAGCUGGAUGCACCGCAAGAAACCAGAACUGAGCCAAGUGCAACAGCCCAACAGCAGCAGCAGCAGCAGCAGCAGCAGCAGCAGGAUGCAGAUCUUGAGGAGCCCAAGGAUGCGGAGGAGGCUAGUUUAAAUGUUAGCAAUAAUCACACAACCGAUAGCAAUAAUAGUUGUAGUCGAAAGAACAACAAUGGCGGCAAUGAAAGUGAGCAACAUGUGGCCAAUUCGGCUGAGGACGAUGAUUGCGCCAACAACAAUACGAACACCAGCAAUAACAACAACACCACCAGCAACACAGCCACCAGCAACACCAACAACAAUAAUAACAAUAACAAUAACAACAACAACAACAACAACAACAGCAGCAGCGGCAACAGCGAGAAGCGCAAGAAGAAGAACAAUAACAACAACAAUGGCCAGCCUGCUGUUUUAUUAGCUGCCAAAGAUAAAGAGAUUAAAGCACUUCUGGACGAACUGCAGCGUUUGAGGGCGCUGGAGCAGACGCACUUGGUGCAAAUCCAGCGACUGGAGGAGCACCUGGAGGUCAAGCGCCAGCACAUAAUGCGAUUGGAGGCGCGUCUGGACAAGCAGCAGAUCAACGAGGCGCUGGCCGAGGCCACCGCUUUGGCGGCCGCUGCUGCCACCACCAACAACAACAACAACAACAACAGCCAGAGCAGCGACAACAACAAGAAGCUGAGUACGGCCGUCAACACAACCAGCACCACCACCACCACCACCACACCGCUGGACACCUCAUCCUCCAUCCUUGGCGAUCUGCCAGAGGCAGCAAAAGCCACCGUUCCGGCGGAGGAUGAGGACGAGGAUGAGGACCAGGAUCAGGAUCGGGAUCAGGAUCAGGCCAUGCUGGUGGACUCCGAGGAGGCGGAGGACAAGCCAGAGGAGCCGCUCCACCACGACGACGAUGACGAGGAGGAGGAGGAGGAGGCCGAGGAUCGGGAGGCAGUCAAUGCCACCACAACCGAUAGCAGCGAGCUCAAAAUCAAAAAGGAACAGCACAGUCCGCUGGAUCUGAAUGUGCUCAGUCCACAAUCGGCCAUCGCCGCUGCAGCUGCGGCCGCCGCUGCCGCCGCCUGCGCCAACGACCCCAACAAAUUCCAGGCGCUGCUCAUCGAGCGGACCAAAGCUCUGGCCGCCGAGGCGCUCAAGAAUGGCGCCAGUGAUGCCAUCAGCGAAGAUGCCCACCACCACCAGCAGCACCAGCAUCAGCAGCAGCACCACCACCACCAGCAGCAGCAGCAGCACCACCACCAGCAACAGCAGCACCACCAGCAACAUCUCCAUCAGCAACAUCACCAUCAUUUGCAGCAGAACAGCGGCAGCAACAGCAGCAGCAAUCCGGCGGCCAACGAUAGUUUGAACCACCAUCAUGGCCACCACUUGCACGGCCAUGGACUGUUGCAUCCGUCGGCGGCUCACCACCUGCACCACCAGGCGGCGAACGAGUCCGGAUCGAAUUCGAGUACACCGACAGCCGCUGGCAACAAUCCGAGCAACAAUGGCUCGUCGAACAGCAGCAAUGCGACGGCCAGCAGCGCGGCCACCGCCCAACUGGCCGCCAGUUUGGCCAGCACGCUGAAUGGCAGCAAAUCGCUGCUGCAGGAGGACAGCAAUGGACUGGCCGCCGCCGCCAUGGCCGCCCAUGCCCAGCAUGCGGCCGCAUUGGGACCGGGAUUUUUACCCGGACUGCCGGCCUUCCAGUUUGCCGCCGCCCAAGUGGCCGCCGGAGCAGCCGAUGGACGGGGUCACUAUCGUUUCGCCGACUCGGAAUUGCAAUUGCCACCGGGCGCAUCGAUGGCGGGGCGACUCGGUGAGUCGCUCAUCCCCAAGGGAGAUCCCAUGGAGGCCAAGCUGCAGGAAAUGCUGCGCUACAACAUGGACAAGUAUGCCAAUCAGGCGCUGGACACCCUGCACAUCUCGCGACGCGUCCGGGAGCUCCUAUCGGUGCACAACAUUGGCCAGCGGCUGUUCGCCAAGUACAUACUGGGCCUCUCACAGGGAACCGUCUCCGAGCUGCUCAGCAAGCCCAAGCCCUGGGACAAGCUGACCGAGAAGGGACGCGACAGCUAUCGCAAGAUGCACGCCUGGGCCUGUGACGACAACGCUGUCAUGCUGCUCAAAUCGCUGAUACCCAAGAAAGACUCUGGGUUGCCGCAGUACGCGGGUCGUGGAGCCGGCGGCGCUGGCGGCGAUGACUCCAUGUCCGAGGAUCGCAUUGCCCACAUCCUCAGCGAGGCCUCCUCGCUGAUGAAGCAGAGCAGCGUGGUCCAUCAGCACCGCGAUCGGGAGCAGGAGCGUCGCAGCCACGAGGACUCGCACAGCAACGAGGACAGCAAGUCGCCGCCGCAGAGCUGCACCUCGCCGUUCUUCAAGGUGGAGCAGCAGCUGAAGCAGCACCAGCAGCACCAGCAGCACCUCAAUCCCGACCAGGCCGCCGCCGCCCAGCAGCGGGAGCGGGAGCAGCGGGAAAGGGAGCGGGAGCAGCAGCAGCGACUGCGGCACGAGGAUCUGGCCCAGGACAAGAUGGCCCGGCUCUACCAGGAGCUGAUCGCACGCACGCCCAGGGAGACGGCCUUUCCAAGCUUUCUCUUCUCGCCGUCGCUGUUUGGAGGAGCCGCUGGCCUGCCGGGAGCAGCUGGCAGCGCCUUUCCCGCCAUGGCCGACGAGAACAUGCGUCACGUCUUCGAGCGCGAGAUUGCCAAGCUGCAGCAGCACCAGCAGCAGCAGCAGCAGCAGCAACAGCAGCAGGCGGCACAGGCCGCUUUCCCCAACUUCUCCAGCCUGAUGGCGCUGCAGCAGCAGGUGCUGAACGGGGCCCAGGAUCUCUCGCUGGCGGCCGCCGCCGCCAAGGACAUCAAGCUGAACGGACAGCGCUCCUCGCUGGAGCACAGUGCCGGCAGCAGCAGCAGCUGCUCCAAGGAUGGCGAACGUGACGAGCCGUAUCCCAGUUCGCUUCAUGGCCGCAAAUCCGAGGGCGGCGGCACUCCGGCACCACCAGUGCCGAACUCAUCGGGUUCAGCGGGACCAGGGGCAGCGGGAGCAGGAGCAGGAGCAGGAGCAGGAGCUGGAGCUGGAGCAGGCGUGCCAGUGACACCAUCCAGCGGUGGUGGUGGAGCCAGCUCGGCGGCACCCAGUCCGCUGAGCAACUCCAUACUGCCGCCGGCGCUGAGCAGCCAAGGGGAGGAGUUCGCGGCCACGGCCAGUCCGCUGCAGCGGAUGGCCUCCAUCACGAACUCGCUGAUCACACAGCCGCCGGUGACGCCGCACCACAGCACACCGCAGCGGCCCACCAAGGCGGUGCUGCCGCCCAUCACCCAGCAGCAGUUCGACAUGUUCAACAACCUGAACACCGAGGACAUCGUGCGCCGCGUGAAGGAGGCCCUCUCGCAGUACUCCAUAUCGCAGCGGCUGUUCGGUGAGUCCGUGCUCGGGCUGUCGCAGGGCUCCGUCUCCGACCUGCUGGCCCGGCCCAAGCCGUGGCACAUGCUGACGCAGAAGGGGCGCGAGCCGUUCAUCCGCAUGAAGAUGUUCCUGGAGGACGAGAAUGCGGUGCACAAGCUGGUGGCCAGCCAGUAUAAGAUCGCCCCGGAGAAGCUGAUGCGCACGGGCAGCUACAGUGGCAGUCCGCAGAUGCCGCAGGGAUUGGCCAGCAAGAUGCAGGCCGCCUCGCUGCCCAUGCAGAAGAUGAUGAGCGAGCUGAAGCUGCAGGAGCCGGCGCAGGCGCAGCAUCUCAUGCAGCAGAUGCAGGCGGCGGCCAUGUCGGCGGCCAUGCAACAGCAGCAGCAGGCGCAUCAGCAGCAGGCGCAUCAGCAGCAUCAGGCGCAUCAGCAUCUGGCCGCCCAGCAGCAGCAUCUCGUCCAGCAGCAGCAGCAGCAGCAGCAGCAACAUCUUGCCCAGCAACAGCAACAGCAGCAGCAACAGCAGCAGCAGCAGCAGCAACAUCCGCACCAGCAGCAUCAUCAGGCGGCGGCAGCGGCCGCUGCACUGCAUCAUCAGAGCAUGCUGUUGACAUCGCCGGGUCUGCCGCCCCAGCAUGCCAUCAGUUUGCCACCGUCGGCUGGACAGGUGGGGGCGCCCGGCAAUCCGGGCAGUGGCGCGGGCGGCGAGAAGAAACCAAUGCUGAUGCCCGUGCACGGCAGCAAUGCGAUGCGCAGCCUGCACCAGCACAUGUCGCCCACCGUCUACGAGAUGGCCGCCCUCACCCAGGACCUGGACACGCACGACAUCACCACCAAGAUCAAGGAGGCCCUGCUGGCCAACAACAUUGGCCAGAAGAUCUUUGGCGAGGCGGUGCUCGGCCUGUCGCAGGGCUCCGUAUCGGAGCUGCUGAGCAAGCCCAAGCCCUGGCACAUGCUGUCCAUCAAGGGCAGGGAGCCCUUCAUCCGCAUGCAGCUGUGGCUGAGCGAUGCCAACAAUGUGGAGCGGCUGCAGCUGCUCAAGAAUGAGCGCAGGGAGGCCAGCAAGCGGCGGAGGAGCACGGGACCGAAUCAGCAGGACAAUAGCAGCGACACAUCCAGCAAUGACACCAACGACUUCUACACCAGCAGUCCGGGUCCCGGUUCGGUGGGCUCGGGCGUGGGCGGGGCACCGCCCAGCAAAAAGCAACGGGUGCUCUUCUCCGAGGAGCAAAAGGAGGCACUGCGGCUGGCCUUUGCGCUGGAUCCGUAUCCCAAUGUGGGCACCAUUGAGUUCCUGGCCAACGAACUGGGUUUGGCCACGCGCACCAUCACCAAUUGGUUCCACAAUCAUCGCAUGCGCUUGAAGCAGCAGGUGCCCCAUGGACCCGCCGGCCAGGACAAUCCGAUACCCAGUCGCGAGAGCACCAGUGCCACACCCUUCGAUCCCGUCCAGUUCCGCCUGCUGCUGCAGCAGCGCCUGGUCGAGCUGCACAAGGAGCGCAUGGGACUGGGCGGGGCGCCCAUUCCCUAUCCGCCGUACUUUGCCGCCGCCGCCCUGCUGGGUCGCAGUCUGGCGGGGAUUCCCGGCGCCGCUGCCGCAGCGGGAGCGGCUGCUGCGGCCGCCGCCGUUGGUGCCGCCGGCGGCGAUGAGCUGCAGGCCCUCAACCAGGCCUUCAAGGAGCAGAUGAGCGGCCUGGACUUGUCGAUGCCCACGCUGAAGCGGGAGCGCAGCGACGACUAUCAGGACGAACUGGAGCUGGAGGGCAGUGGCGUUGGCGGCAUCGGCGGUGGCGCCGGCAGCGGUCAUGCCCUCAGCGAUAAUGAGUCGCUGGAGGGCGGACAGGAGGAGGACAAGACGGCAGCCAGCGACUACGAGAAGGCGCUGCAUAAGUCCGCUUUGGCCGCCGCCGCCGCCUACAUGUCCAAUGCGGUGCGCAGCUCCAGGCGCAAGCCAGCCGCCCCCCAGUGGGUGAAUCCCGCCGGUGCGGUCACCAAUCCCAGUGCCGUUGUGGCGGCCGUAGCAGCAGCAGCCGCUGCCGCCGCCGCCGCUGCAGCGGACAGCGAGCGGAUCAUCAACGGGGUGUGCGUGAUGCAGGCCUCCGAAUAUGGACGCGAUGAACAGGACAAGCCAUCCGCGGAUGCGGGCAACGAUUCCGAUCAAGAGCAUGCCCAGCUGGAGAUCGAUCAGCGCUUCAUGGAGCCGGAGGUGCACAUCAAGCAGGAGGAGGACGACGACGAGGUGGCCAGUCUGGCCCAUCUGGUCGACGGCAACGACGACUCCACGGCCAGCGAUCACAAGCUCAAGGUGGUCAACGAGGAGAAGCUGCGCAUGGUGCGCGUUCGGCGGCUGAGCAGCACCGGUGGUGGCUCCUCCGAGGAGAUGCCCGCACCGCUGGCACCGCCGCCGCCACCACCACCACCCAGUGGGGCAGAGGGCAACUCCACCGCCACCGCCACCAGCAGCAGCAACAGCACCAGCACCAGCAGCAACAGCAACAGCAGCAGCAGCAGCAGCAGCAACAGCAACAGCAGCAACAGCAACACACCAGCAGUAACCACCGCAUCGGCAUCGGCAACCACGGCAGCCGGUUGGAAUUACUAGAAAAACUAUAUGAUAAUUCAGUGCAAUGUAGAGAGAAGCGUUUACUUGUGAUUAAGUUUGAAUAUUUAGACGAUGUGUGUGGUGAACCAUCCAAACCCAUCAUACAUCUAUACCCAUAUAUAUAUGUAUAGAUAUAUAUAUAUAUAUAUAGCACUUAGGCCCUAGAGAACUCUAUUUUUUUUUUGUUUUUUUUUUUGUCAUUAAACAUUUAACAGUAAACAUUAACUACUAAAUAUAGGCGUUAGUUGUAGCCGUUAAGAUAUAGCCUUAGGUUGAGGAGUUGUAAUAGUUGUAGCUAAAAGUUUAGAGACGCUAUGCGAUUACGAUGGUGGAGAGAUGAGCAGCGCAAAAGUAUUAAAGAAAAUGAGAACCCCAUUUAAGAACACCCGGCUUGCCGACGAACUUUAACCAAAAUGUCGAGAUCCAAUUGAUAGUGAAAGAUUUGAUCUUGCAAAGAUUUUCGAUUUCGAUUUUUCGAUUUGUUUCUACUUGAAGACUGUAAGCAAAGGCGGUAGGAUUGAUAACUACACACGUAAUUCUAUUCUCUAUAUAUACAUAUACAUAUAUAUAUAUAUAUAUA
This is a messenger RNA of Drosophila gunungcola (fruit fly), 8693 nucleotides long. RefSeq names its product homeobox protein cut (gene cut). Lineage: Eukaryota; Metazoa; Arthropoda; Insecta; Diptera; Drosophilidae. Gene Ontology annotation, biological process: regulation of DNA-templated transcription. Gene Ontology annotation, molecular function: DNA-binding transcription factor activity, RNA polymerase II-specific; DNA binding. The transcript is spliced from 7 exons. The record is from RefSeq and is a predicted model, not a curated record. Bases 1187 to 8113 code for a protein of 2308 amino acids.